Messenger RNA from Lycium ferocissimum, 1814 nucleotides. RefSeq lists its product as uncharacterized. NCBI's taxonomy places the organism in Eukaryota, Viridiplantae, Streptophyta, Magnoliopsida, Solanales, Solanaceae. Gene Ontology annotation, biological process: beta-D-galactose catabolic process via UDP-galactose, Leloir pathway; glucose metabolic process. The transcript has 5 exons. The record is from RefSeq and is a predicted model, not a curated record. Gene Ontology annotation, molecular function: aldose 1-epimerase activity; carbohydrate binding. Bases 353 to 1429 code for a protein of 358 amino acids.
UUUCAAGCUAAGUCUGAAGAAGCUGUCACUAAUGUUGAAGUUGCUUCAGUUAGUACUGCAUUUUUUUUUUAAUCAUAAUACGUUGCUUAGUUUUAUGAUUAAUCUACUUUUUUGAAUUUUAAACUUAUAUUAGAUUUUUUUAGUUGUUAAGAUAUUUUAGGUUUUUUUUUUGAAUAUUUGGUAUGCAGAUUUUCUGCAGAUUAUGUUUCAAGUUGGCUAUUUAAAGCCCUGCUUAAUAAAAUUUUCGAGAGACAUUAUAAAUUAUUCUUCUAAUCUUUUUUGGAGCACCAUCUUUUAAAAAACCAACAAUCAAGAAGCUCUUUCUAAAGUCUAAAAACUACUGGAAUUGACUAUGUCUUCAAAAGUUAUUAGUCUGUUGAUCUGUUUGUUCACUCUUCAUAUGUUGGCUGCUGGCACUGUUACAGGCUGCAAGAUAGGGAUCUAUGAGUUAACGAAGGGAGACUUCUCUGUUAAGAUCACAAAUUAUGGUGCCAGAAUCAUCUCUGUUUUUCUUCCUGAUAAGAAUGGAAAAAUAAAUGAUGUUGUUCUUGGAUAUGACAACAUCAAGGAAUACAUGAAUGAAACACGUUAUUUCGGAGCCCUACUUGGAAGGGUUGUUAACCGGAUUGGUGGUGCUCAAUUUACUUUGAAUGGAACCGUUUACAAACUUGUCCCUAAUGAAGGCAAUAACACAAUUCAUGGUGGCCCUAAAGGAUUUAGCUUUGUUGUUUGGAAGGUGAGCGAGUACGUGCAAGAUGGUCCAUGUCCUUACAUAACUCUAACCUACCACAGCGCUGAUGGUGAAGAAGGCUUUCCUGGUGAUGUUCUUGUCUCUGUUACCUAUGCACUGAAAGAUCCUUACAAACUUAGUGUGGAAUUUAAGGCAAAAUCAGUGAACAAGGCCUCUCCUAUUAAUUUGUCUCACCACCCUUACUGGAACCUCGGUGGUCACAACAGUGGCGACGUCUUGUCCCAAGUUGUUCAAAUAUUUGCAUCACACAUCACCCCAGUAGAUGAACAGCUCAUCCCCACAGGCGAAAUCACCCCUAUCAAGAACACGCCUUAUGACUUUCUAAAACCUCGUAAGGUGGGGAGCAGGAUUGAUAAAGUCCAAAUUGGAUAUGACAGAAACUAUGUACUCGACAGUAACGAAAAAAUGAAGCAUGUGGCGAUAGUUCAUGAUGAGAAAUCAGGAAGAGUGAUGGAUAUACGAGCGACAGCGCCUUGUGUGCAUUUCUACACUGCAAAUUGGAUCAUUGAUGUAAAAGGGAAAGGUGGAUAUGUGUAUCAGCCUCAUUCAGCAUUAUCUUUGGAGACUCAAGGGUACCCUGACGCUGUGAAUCACCCAAAUUUCGCAUCAACAAUUGUGAAUCCGGGAAAGACUUACGCCCACUCUGCAUUGUAUACUUUCUCCAUCAAGAAAUACUAGCAGACUUGGUUUGUGUCUUUUGUAUCAUCUUAAUAUCGUCUACUUAAGUUGACUUUUGUAUCAAGGUUAUAUGUUCCGUGACAAAUAAAACUCCGACAUUCAGGAUACAAUUGAAUUGGUAAGGUUGACUUACCUGUUUGCAAGGCGUGCCAAUGAGACAGCUACAACCUCUUUUUUGUCACUCUACAAAAGUGUGCCUUAUCCCACAGGAGAAUUAACUACAAAUAUUGAAACCUUAAUGUGUCCUCCCGUUAUGAACUCAUUGGUGUAAGGGUGUGUUUCUUAUGAACUCAUGUUCCGUUGGUUAAAAUUUUGAAAAAUAUUUUCUUUAAGAAAAUAAAUUCUUUAAAAAUGAAGAAAAUGACUUCACUAAUGGAAGUAUGGA